CAAGUGCCAAGUGGCAUGUAUCGUACAGCGGGCUGCACUCCACCCCAGCCGCACCGCAACCGCACAUCGACCCAGCGUUACGACUCAAGGGGUGGUUCAAGUCCUCCCGAAACCCUCCUAGCCACGAGACCCAAGAACAAGACGGAGACGACACCCUGAGGAGUGGGCAGUGUGGAAGGGAGAAAGAGAGAGGUGCAGCGAAGCGAGAAACUACUCCAAAAAUUGUUCGUUGGUGCAACGGUAGUCGCGUCUGACUUUUCGCUAAUUAAGAGGCCAAAAAACAAACACAACCCGGCAAAAAGCGUCUAAGAAGUUGAAAAAAACAAAAUUAAAAUUGAGAACGGACUGCUCCAGUGGCUGUCCCUGUGCGUCUGUAUGUGAAUGUGUGUUGGCCGGGCCAAAAUCGUGGUCGAGACUAUAAAGCCAAAUGAUUCGACAGAGCCAGCAACAGUCGCCGUUCAAGCGUUCCCCGCGCUCCAUCUGCCAAUCGACUCCAUUACUUUUGGUGAUCUUUUUUUCUUGUGCUUUUUUUUGGUGUGUGUGAUUCGAGCGCUUGCAGUAUGUGGCGCUUUUUGCUGACGGUUGCCAGCCUCCUCCUGACCGUCCCUGCUGCCACCCUAGCCGGACGCCUCAGCCAGGGGUAUUUGCCCAGUCCCCAGCCCCAGGCCUCGCAGCUCCACUACCACGGCGUAAGUGGACAGGGACACGCACGCCCUGCAGCCGGACAUGGUGCCGGUGUCGGUGGUUCGCUCGCCUCGGGCUAUCAGCGCCAGCAGCAGCCACAGAUUCCCAUCGUGAGGAGCGACUACCAGAGCGAUGCCAAUGGCAACUACAAUUUUGGCUUCGAAACGGGAAAUGGCAUCCACCGCGAUGAGACCGGAGAGUUCCGCGGCGGAUGGCCCCAUGGCUCGCUGGGAGUGCGCGGCUCCUAUUCCUACACGGGUGACGAUGGCAAACAAUAUACGGUGAACUACAAGGCUGACAAGAACGGAUUCCAUGCCGAGGGCGCCCAUCUGCCAACAUCUCCAUCAGUGCCCGCAGCUCACGCUCCCGUCGGUGGCCCAGCAGGACGGGCAUCCGGAGCCUCCUACAGGGGAUCGGCCUCGUCGCAUGUCCAGGCACCGAACACAAGAUAUCUGCCGCCCGGCUAUCGUCAGCGAAGACACUACUAAGGGCACUGGGAUCCUGCCUUUGCCAACACAUGAUCCUUGAUCAGAGAUCCGAUCCGAACCGAUCCUUUUUUUCCCUGUAUAUUCC
Drosophila subobscura is the source of this 1257-nucleotide messenger RNA. RefSeq names its product pupal cuticle protein 20 (gene Cpr11B). Gene Ontology annotation, cellular component: chitin-based extracellular matrix. Lineage: Eukaryota; Metazoa; Arthropoda; Insecta; Diptera; Drosophilidae. The transcript has 3 exons. The record is from RefSeq and is a predicted model, not a curated record. Bases 561 to 1172 code for a protein of 203 amino acids. Gene Ontology annotation, molecular function: structural constituent of chitin-based larval cuticle.